AGGUGAAGGAUGAGAUUUCGCACCCCGUAUGCAAAAAAAUAUGCAUCACCCAUUGUACACUAUCCCCCCACGAUUAGAAAUUAUGACAUGAUUACUUUUCCAUUUCCAAGUUAGUAGCAAUAGCAGUACCAAAUUUACAAACCACUUCACAUAUCAAAAUCCACCAGUCACCAUGUCGUGUUUAACGCGGCUGGUUUCGGAUUUCUUCUGGCUUUCCUGCCUCCUGCAGGAGUCGAUCUUCAGUUCGUCCGUCUCCCUCCUCGUCUCCUCCUACACCUAUCGGGUACAGGGGAGGAAAAAGCGGGUAAAAAAUGUGAACCUCGCGCAACAUUUGAAAUACAAGAAAAAUAAGAAGAAUGCAGCGGGCGCACGGACGAGGGCGGCGGAAGUGAACACGCCGGAAGCGGAGGUGGAAACGCAAUACGAACACUUGACAGCUCAAGCUCUCUCUGCAGAGGAAGCGGUCGGUGUAGAGAUUGAAAAAGCUGCUGCUCGUUCUGCCGAAGAACAAGUUGCAGAUUACCCUGAAAGGAGCUCCGCGUCCACUUUGCAGAAACAACAUUCCGAGUUGAACCUCCACGCUAGAAGGAAAUUCUCCCACCAACAUUCGUCCGAAAAUGAGGACGGCAACACCGACGCGGACGCAGAAAACGUCACAGAAACUGUGGGAAGGGUCAAGGCGAGGACAAAAUUCUCCUGGUGGUUCCGCAUGGCCUUGCUGCAGGUCAUCAUCUUUGGCGCGUCCGUGAUGCUCUGUCUGCUCACCUGCUGCGUCUGCGUCCGCCCCGUGGAAAUCCCCGACACGGGCGACAGCAUGAAGGGCGGCGAAAACUUCGGAACGGCCGCUCACAAGGCCUCACGCGGGAGCAAGAUUGGACAAGAACGAGGACUACAACCAGGACAACAGGUCGAUGUUCCUGCGUUGAAUUCGAGCGGGGAAACAAGCCAGAAAACCCGGCAGAGUCAGCAAGGUGAAGUCAAGCCGGGAGUAGAUGUUGUUGCGCAAGAACAAGCUGGUGCAGCAGCUACCGGCACAACUUUGAAUGACCUUAUUUCUGGCGGAGCGGCGGGAGCUGCUCCUACUAUUCCCGCCGGCCAGCAAGAAGAGCCGCCGGUCCAGCCGGGUACCAUUGCGCCCGAAGACGACGACUUUCCCGACGGCCCCGUGGUGGCCCCCGAGAGCUACGACAACCGCGGCUCCCCCGUGCUGGCUCCCGAGAGCUACGACAACCGCGCUGCCGUCGCAAAUCCGUCGACCGCCUCGCCUAUGGAAGCGUCCGGACUGAAAUCGUCAAAAUUGAAAUGAUUUCUCAUGCAUAAAUUGCAAGACACGAAAUGCCUCUCUUGCAGGGAUGGCAAGUGAGGCCGACAGUCAGCCUGUUUGGGGUCUGCGACAGAGCUGCCAAAAUAGCAUGACAAAAGGCGUCGCCCUUACCCGAACAGCAUGACAAACUGAAUUUUCGUUUUACCCAAAUUUGUCAUGCGCCACUUGGAAGCUAGGUUACAACUGGCAUCCAUUUUAUGCAUGGCAAAUCAUUCCAACUUUGACGAUUUCGAUUUUGACAGUUCCAUAUCGCCCCCGAGCGCAACAUCAAAAUCUGGCCGCGGCUCCGCGACGGGCGGCUCGGCCGCGAUCUCGGCGCUGGGCAGCGUGGCGGGCGGUUUUAAAGCGCUUCCGAGCGGCUUGGCAAUGGCGUCGAAGGCGCUGAUUGAAACGGACACAGGGGUUCCCACGAACAACGUGGAAUCUGGUCAGAUCACCUCCUACGCCCCCAAUAAACCAGAGGAGAAGAAGAAGAAGAAAAUUGUGAAGAAGAAGUCCUCGAAGCAACCACUGGACAGCGUGCGAGGCGCGUACGAGGCGGCGUCCGAAGGAGCGCAACUACUCAGUAAAAGCGGUAUUUUAUCGGGGGCGGCUCUCCCGAGUGGUGCGAAUUCGUCUGCGGCCAAAUCGACGUCGGGGUCGGCAAGCGCGAAGAAGCUUCUACAUCACCAGUCUACGACGUUUCUGCACCCCAUGGGGCCGUCCGAAGGCCCCGGGAUGCCGUCGGGAGCCGGGGUGCUGCUCUCCGGGGCACCCAUCCAGUCGGGCAUGAUGGUCCCCUCACCGGGGGGAGCCAAAGCCAUGUCGCAGCUGGGCAGCGCCAUGAAGGCGGCCCGGAAAAUCAAGAAAAAAUCCGCGCGGCGGAAAAAGACCCCCGGGCAAGGAGCGGGCGGCGAGACCUCGGGAGCGACCUCCGGAGCCACCUCCGUGACGGGAACCGAGAGCGGCUAUAAUUCCUCGAAGGGGAAGAGCACUAUGCAAGUACAGAUGAUUUUAUUUCCUGUACAUUGACAAGAAAUGGAAAUUGAAAUUAUGCAUGGAUUAGAUCAUGACAAAGACAAAUGAUUGGAAAGAGCAAGCCAUAGCCAAAAAUACGAAACGGAAACCACUUGCAACGCUGAAACUGAAUAGGGUACGCGCACAAACAGGGUUCUGUCAUGCAAUAUCACCAUUUGGAUUUCCUCGUAAUUGUAUGUGUACAGGAAUGAAUUAAUAAAUUUCCUCUCGAUAAGCCAAAGCCUGAAAAAGACGAGGAGCAAAGGCAAACUGAAGAAGAAACCCACCGGGGGGGACCUCUCGGUUACCUCGGGGGAGAUCACAUCGGGAAAGUCAGAGGGAAGCAGCAGGAGCGGGAAAAAUCGCAGCAUGAAGAAGAAGAUCAAGAAGAAAAAAACCAAUCCCGAAAUUCCAGCAGAGUAGGACAAGAAGUUUUGAUUGCACCGACCUCGUGCACAUAUGAUUCACAGGUCUUUGAUGCAAAACCAAAAUCAGCAGGAGGUGCAUGAUUAUAGAUACUACCAUUUAUUUUUUACGCGCAUUUUUUUUUUUUCAUAUCAUUUCUUUUUUUUUUCAUUUGUCAACGUCGAGAUUGUAAUAUUUUUUUCUGUUUUCUCUGCAGCAUUACCCCAAGUUCAAGCAAUAAACCUGUACGAAGACGACCCCAGCCUGAAAAAGGUUCUUCUUUCAACCCGGUUCAUCGAGUACAAUUUUAGAUUCAUGUAGGAGGAGUAGCAUGACAGCGUGCUGGCGCAAGAAAGUUUUCAGAAAUUUUUUAUCGCUCUGAUAGACAGUGCUGAAGAUGAAAAUGAAAACGCUGCUUGUUUGUUUCUCCUAUGGCGACCAAUGCUUUUGAUCAGAUUCGUAUAUCAUGAGCACGCGUUUUUUAUUGAAACUACAUCUUGUUGCUCCUCUGCGUUUCUUCUUUUUUUAUGAACAGUUUAGCAAGUAGAUUAUAUGGCUUCUUGACUUUGACACGACCCCAAAUAUGACAUUUCUUUCGAAAGCCAUUUCAUUUUCCGCAGAAAAAGUACCUAAAAAGAACAGCGCACGGUCACGGGUGUGGAAAAUCUUCGU
Messenger RNA from Amoebophrya sp. A120, 3397 nucleotides. The record is from the annotation of a GenBank genome assembly. Lineage: Eukaryota; Dinophyceae; Syndiniales; Amoebophryaceae.